ACCCUCUCUUAAGUUUCUUAUAAAUCCUCCAGUCUGUAACAGCCUCUCCUCUUCCUCCCGAUUCAUCCCAUCUCCAAAGCUGCUCACGCCCCAGAAAUAAAGAAGCUCCUCCCAGGGGCGGCGUACCGGUCCUCAUCGUCAAAACCCUAGCCCCGAUCCGAUCGAGGAGCGCUGCUUCCCAUGGCGGGCACCCCUAGCCAGGCGAGCCUCCUCCUCCAGAAGCAGCUUAAGGAUCUCGCGAAGAACCCCGUAGAUGGGUUCUCCGCUGGCCUGGUGGAUGAUAGCAGCGUCUUCGAGUGGCAGGUCACCAUCAUCGGCCCGCCCGAGACCCUAUAUGAUGGAGGCUACUUCAAUGCAAUAAUGACCUUCCCCCAGAAUUAUCCGAACAGCCCGCCAUCAGUAAGAUUUACUUCUGAGAUGUGGCAUCCGAAUGUUUAUCCUGAUGGGCGUGUGUGCAUUUCUAUUCUUCAUCCACCUGGUGAAGAUCCCAACGGUUAUGAGCUUGCAAGUGAACGGUGGACACCGGUGCACACGGUCGAGAGUAUAGUUUUGAGCAUCAUUUCGAUGCUCUCUAGUCCAAAUGACGAGUCUCCAGCAAAUAUUGAAGCGGCUAGCCAGUUGACCCCGGCAAAAUCGACCAUGAUCCAAUCUGGAUUGGCCGAUGCAUGAGGAGUGGUGUUGAUGUGGGCAUUGAGGGCAAAUUUGCCGAAGACUGUCGAAGAUGGUUUGCCAUUGAGUGUAGUUGGACUCGGAGAGAUCAAGCGUAAUCGGAACAUGCGAACGAAUGUUCACCAUUUGGAUGGUGGAGGGGACGGGCGCCGAGGCAGGUGGCGCAAGGGAGCUAGCGUUGGUGUUCCGGGAAGGAGGGUGGGGAAUAAGAGGUGGAAGAGACUGAAUUGGUGGCCAUGGCAGCAGAAGCAGUAGACGCGAAUAGGCUAUCGAUAGCGGAUUGAAUGCGCUCUGAAACCAUGAAAGAGUCUAGAGCUCAACUCACUGAAUUGUAUCAAGUAUAAUCGGAUAUUAUAUAGACGAUUUACAAGAGUAUGUUAGUGCUGAUCUGUUGUUAUCUCUAACUAACUCAAACAAACAGAGCUCAGUCAAGAACCAUGUGCCCAGGCAAAGCGCAGGGAGCUGCCCAGAGGAAUAGGGCGUCGUUGGACUGAGCUAACAGCUCACUAACACUUCUCUUGUUGAGCUAAGGAUGGGGACAUAGCACUUCUGCAGUUCUACUGUCAUCAUUGAGUUAUCAAACUAAUUUUCCUUAUGAUAGCCUCAAAGCACUUGUGUGCUUCUGAAGGUCUUAAUCAACAUUUGGUCCAAUUUGUGCCCAAACUUUCUAGUAUUAGUUGAAUCGCUGUAAAAGGUUCAGUUUGUUCCUAUCA
Molecule: messenger RNA, 1382 nt
Organism: Phragmites australis (common reed)
Lineage: Eukaryota; Viridiplantae; Streptophyta; Magnoliopsida; Poales; Poaceae
Product: ubiquitin-conjugating enzyme E2 7-like
Exons: 6
Coding region: 181-669 (162 amino acids)
Biological process (GO): ubiquitin-dependent protein catabolic process; protein polyubiquitination
Molecular function (GO): ubiquitin conjugating enzyme activity
Source: RefSeq, a predicted model, not a curated record